CGCUCGACGGGCCUUUUCAGCAGCUCCGUGGGGCGCGAGACCGUCCAUCGUCAGUCGUUAGGUGCUCUGUGCGAUCGACAACGGGCCUGGGGCCGGCGUGACGCCGACGCCUGUCGGGCGCAUCGAUAGCGACAGUCUCCCUCGCACACUUCGCGCCGCCCUCGGGAAACGGACGGGCCCCCUCACCAUAUGGUAGGUUGUUGGGUUGCCUCUUGGCCAUGCGGCAGGUGGACGCCUGCAGUCAAUAUUACCAGCACACAAAGUCGCAAUGGCAUCUCAGCUGGCCCGGUGUAUCCGCCGCCGCUGAAUGAAUGCCCAGUCCACGCGACUAUCGACAGACAGACUGGGGGCCCUUGGAUGUGAUGUCGCCUGCCUGGCCUGGCACGAAGGAACCGCUCUCAGUUCGGGCAGCUCGACUGCUGGGAGUAUCGUCGCGAGCAACGUGCAUCAGAGCUCGAUGAUGAGCGGUGGCAUUCACCUCGCAACUCGCACCGGGUGCGCUGACGAUGACACUGGAGGGACGCUUGCCGCCCAUUGUCCCACGUUUCCGGCUGCGCCGCACCAAGUCCCGGGCCCCUAUCGCCAGGAGCCGCCUCGACAACGACAGCAGCUCGCAGCGGACUGCCCGAAGGCCAGCCUGGGCUGGACGGGACUGGGCUUCGGCUGUGAUGCGCUACCAUCGCAUGGCAGGGGAGUGGCGUGAACAAACUCGACCCGGGCCUGCAACGCUCAGCCACGGACCGCCGGAUCUCCACCACAGCUGGGCUGGGGCGGCCAAGGACCCGAACCCCCCCCUCCUCUUCGUAGCCUUGCACCAAACCGGCCACACUUGGAUGCUGCCAUUGACAUUGCAGGUGUUCCCCGACCUGGUGUGGGUUCCAGGCGUCAUACGUACCAGCGAAACCUCAACUUUCGUGAAUCCGCUCGUUUGGAUCUCUUCCCUCCCCAGCCACAUACCCUUCUAACCUUUGCCGAAAGUAAGCCGCGUCAAGGCUUUAGAACCGCUGUCUCCGCAUGACAUAUUUGCUCCAAAUCUAACAGACGACCUUCUCAAUCUGUCAAAGUCGUCCUUGCAUCGUGUGCUCCGAGGGUUGGCGCACGUCGGCACAGCGCAGGCGGACCAACUCAAAAGCCGAUACUGAGGCCGCCACGAUACGCGCAGCAUUUGUUAUACGCGGCUUCGCACAGCGAUGGACCACGAAAACUACAACAAUGGCUACUUUGGCCGACCGGUGGUUCCCUCGGCCGCCACGUCCACAAACAUCACACCCCUUCGACCUGGCACACCAAACACAGACGGCAGUCGUCAUAACCCAUUUGGCGAUGACACGGCCUCAUCGCACCGUCCCGGUGGCAGCACAAACCCCUUUGGCAGUCCGAACGCCUCUCGGCCCGCGUCCAGCUAUGGCUCAUCUAGCGCCAUUGGAAAUCGUUUUGACGAAAGGGCACAACGAUAUUUCCAUUCCAGGCGAGUUCAAAAGGGCGACGUAGAAAAGCCUUGGCUCUCCAAGAAGGAUCCAAAGGAAAAAUGGGUUACCAUUCUGCCUCUUGUCGGCAUCCUGAUCGGACUGGGCAUCUCCGGCUUUCUCAUCUACGACGGCCUCAGCAGCGUCGUUCACCACAAAUACUGCCCUGUCAUGGACGAGAACUUUGACGGCGGCCUAAACACUGACGUCUGGACGAAGGAAGUCACUGUUGGAGGCUUUGGAAACGGCGAAUUUGACCAGACGACGGCCAGUGAGGAAAACGUAUUCGUACAGAACGGAAACCUCGUCAUCAAGGCCACGCUGCAAGACGCCGACAAGGUUGAAAAGGACAACGUCAUCAACCUUCUCAAGGACGGGACUUGCACGUCGAAGGACUGGUAUAGCUGCGUCGCGGCCACCAACACGACCAACGGCAACUCUACUAUCGUCCCACCGACGAAAUCGGGUCGUAUCAACACCAAGAAGGGUGCCAAGCUCAAGUACGGCCGUGUCGAGGUGACGGCCAAGCUGCCUGAAGGUGACUGGCUCUGGCCCGCCAUCUGGAUGAUGCCCGUCAAAGACACAUAUGGCCCUUGGCCCUCCUCGGGUGAGAUUGACAUCAUGGAAUCGCGCGGAAACAACUGGACCUACGGCCAGGGUGGCAACGACAUUGUCUCAUCGGCAUUGCACUGGGGGCCUGACCCGGCCAACGACGCCUGGUGGAAAACAAACAACAAGCGCAAGGCGCUGCACACGACAUACAGCAAGGGGUUCAACACUUUCGGCCUCGAGUGGUCACAGAAGUACUUGUUCACCUACGUCAACAGCCGCUUGCUUCAGGUGCUCUACACCAACUUCAACAAGCCCAUGUGGCAGCGCGGCAACUUUCCAGAGUCCAACUCCAACGGGACGCGUCUUGCAGACGCCUGGAGCCAGACGGGUCGUGACAACACGCCGUUCGAUCAGGAAUUCUAUCUGAUCAUCAACCUUGCCGUUGGCGGUACCAACGGCUGGUUCGAGGAUAGCAAGUCAGGGAAACCCUGGAUGGACCACUCAGAGAACGCGAGGAAAGAUUUUUGGAAGGCCCGUGACACGUGGCUGGCGACGUGGACGCAGCCUCAACUCGAGGUCAGCCGCGUCGUCAUGUUGCAGCAGUGCGAUGGUGGUGAGGAGCUGUAGGGCUGAUUGGGCGCCCUGAAACAGAAAUCGGCGGGCUGCUUGGUCGCUUCACUUAUCUAUACCUGGUACAUAUCUUAAAACAUUGCCUAAUGAUAGACACUACUGGAGGAAGGGAAGGGAUUACUGGGAUGGCCAGUUGGGUGCAUAGGUAAUGGGGGGCGGCAUUUUUCAUAGGGGCAUGCACACACACGUUGGACAUGUAACGGCUUCAUCUUGGGUUUUACUACUGGCGUCUGAGCAAAAUGAAACAAGACUCGUAUAGCGAUUGUGGCGUGUCCCAAAGAGCAGCUUUGACACUGGCUACACACAUAUGUCCGAGGCGCUAACCCUCAUCACUGCGCAACCCAGGAUUCUUAGUACAUCUCGGUAAAGAGCCUUCUAAGUUAGUAGUAGAAGGAUCCGAAGACGGUGGUGCGGUGCGGGCUUGACGAGGGAGGAGGCGCAGUCAGAGAGAA
Messenger RNA from Purpureocillium takamizusanense, 3100 nucleotides. RefSeq lists its product as uncharacterized. The record is from RefSeq and is a predicted model, not a curated record. The transcript is spliced from 2 exons. Lineage: Eukaryota; Fungi; Ascomycota; Sordariomycetes; Hypocreales; Ophiocordycipitaceae. Gene Ontology annotation, molecular function: hydrolase activity, hydrolyzing O-glycosyl compounds. The coding region runs from base 1191 to 2645 and encodes 484 amino acids. Gene Ontology annotation, biological process: carbohydrate metabolic process.